AUGUCACUACUAGAUAUACUACAUACUAGUCGGGAAUUAUUUAAUUAUGGAUCAGACUCAUUUUAUAAUAUCAACCAUAAUAACACAGUCAGUGCUUCAUACCUACUAAUACCGAAUGCCGGAGAACCUGAUCCAAUUCAAACUGUUGGUCCACAACGAGUUUUUACAACUCAAUUAGUUUUAACAACAAUAUCUGGUUUAUUUUUAUUCAUAUUGUUUUGCAUUAUGAGAUACAGGUGGCCUCAUAUAUAUGCAGUUAGAACAUUACGACAACAAUCCAAAAACAUUUUAAAGCCCUUACCAAAUAACCUAUUUGGUUGGAUGAAAGUUGUUUACAAAAUAAAUGAUGAAGAUAUUUUAACUUAUUCAGGAUUAGAUUCAUAUGUUUACUUGGCUUUUUUCAAGAUGGGUAUUAAAAUAUUCUUUGUAUUGACAAUAUUUUCAAUAUUGGUAUUAAGUCCUUUUCGAUAUUAUUUCACUGGUGAUUAUGAUAAAGAAAAUAUACCGUCAAUAAUAAAUUUAAUUUCAAUAUUGAAAUCAAAACCAAAUAGACCGCCUGAUUUCAAUGACGAUUUCCCCAAAUUCUUAUGGGUUUAUCCAAUUUUCACAUAUCUUUUUUCAUUUGUUGUCUUUUAUUAUUUAUAUGAUUUUACGGAUAUUGUAUUGAAAACAAGACAAAAAUAUCUAGCUUCUCAAAAUUCAAUAACUGAUAGAACUAUAAAAUUAGAUGGUAUACCCAAAAAAUUAUUAAGCAGGGAAAAAAUUAAGAAAUUUAUUGAAGAUUUAGGUAUUGGGAAAGUUGAAGAUGUUAAAUUAAUUUAUAAUUGGACUCCAUUACAAUUACAAUUUGAUGAAAGGAAACAUUUAGUAUUGAGGUUGGAGUACCUCUAUGCAUCAGAAUAUGAAUUGGAUAUUGAUAUUUUUAAUCAACAACGAGUACCAGCGGUAAAUCCAAUCUGGACUGAACCGACUGGUAAUGAAUAUGCAAGAGAAGAAAUAAAUACUUUAUCAAAACAAUUAACCGAGUUGAAUGGUGAUAUAAAAUUAACACAAGGAAAAUUCGAUACGGAAGCAUCAACAAUAAACGCAAAACAACAUCCUGAAUUUAGCGUUAUUCCAUCUGCAUUUAUAACAAUGGACUCUGUUGCAUCAGCACAAAUGGCGGCUCAAACUAUUUUAGAUCCAAGAGUUUAUAAGUUAAUCGUAAGUUUAGCACCAGCACCCAAAGAUAUAAUUUGGAAUAAUUUAAAAUUAACAUAUGGAGAAAAAUUAUUAAAAUCUUAUAUGAUUACUUUUUUAAUUGUGUUAAGUUAUGGAUUUAUUAUAUUCUUGGUUAUUCCAUUAACUUCAUUGUUGGAUUUAAAAACAAUUACUAAAUUUUGGCCAGCAUUAGGUGAAUUAAUAGGUAGAUCAGAUUGGUUAACUACUUUUGUAACUGGUAUUUUACCACCAUUAUUAUUUACAUUAUUGAAUAUUUCAUUUCCAUAUUUUUAUAGAUACUUAUCAGAAUUACAAGGUUAUUCAACAAAUAGUGAAAUUGAAUUAUCAACAUUAUCCAAGAAUUUCUUUUUCAUUUUUUUUAACUUGUUUUUAAUUUAUGUUGCUGCAGGUACUUUUUGGGAUUAUAUGUCAUAUAUUAGUGAUACUACAAAAAUUGCAACUCAAUUAGCUACAAGUUUGAGAAGAAUGUCAUUAUUCUAUGUUGAUUUAAUUUUAUUACAAGGUUUAACUAUGUUUCCCGUGAAGUUGUUACAAAUUGGUGAUUUCUUUUUAUUGAAUAUUUUGGGUAAAGUUUUCUUUAUCAAGACAUUGAUUUUAAGAACUCCAAGAGAUUAUAGAUCUUAUUAUUAUACACCACAAGUAUUUGAUUUUGGUAUAAAUUUACCUCAACAUAUUAUGAUAUUUAUGAUAAUUUUAAUUUAUUCAGUUGUCUCAACAAAAAUAGUAACUUGUGGGUUAAUUUAUUUCAUAAUUGGAUUGUUUGUAUACAAAUAUCAGUUAGUUUAUAAUUUUGUUCAUCCUCCUCAUUCAACUGGUAAAGUUUGGCCAAUGAUAUUCAGAAGAGUUAUAUUGGGAUUAAUAAUUUUCCAGUUAUUUAUGUGUGGUACAUUAGCUUUAGAAAGUGCAAUUUUAUUAUCCAUAUUAUGUACUCCAACAAUCUUGGUGACUAUAUGUGUUUUAUAUAAUUUUGAAAAAUAUUAUGUCCCAUUGAAUGACUUUAUUGCCUUAAGAGCUAUAUUGAAUCCAUAUAAUUUUGAUAAAGUAUUUGACAAUGAUGAUGUUUCAUUCACUUCAGGCGAAAAUUCAAACCCAUCAUCAACUAAUUCAUCAGCUAUACUAGAUGACAAUGAACACGAUGAUGAACCAAUAGAUGAACUGUCAUGUUUAUUAGGUCAAGAUGAUGUGGAAUCAAGAUAUGUUGAGCCAGUAUCUGUCGAACAACAACAACAACCAAUAUCAAGUAACACCACCAAAACUAAUAAAAAAAUAUCAAGAAGAAAAUCAACCAUUGAUGAAGAUCGUGAACAAUUCACCGAUUAUACUUAUCCACCAUUAGUUGAUCCAUUAAAUGGUCCAUGGGUGGGAUUCACUGGUAAUAUAGUAUCAAUGGUAGAGUAUCAAACUCAAACUGAAAAUAUCUUAGGGGCAAAUACAAAUAAUGGAGAUACAAUUCAUGAUAAUGGAGAUACAACUAUUGUUUCAACUACAGAUAGAGAAACUAUAAUAAAUAAAAGAUUGACUGUAAGUGAAUGGGAAUAA
Messenger RNA from Lodderomyces jiufengensis, 2760 nucleotides. RefSeq lists its product as uncharacterized. Bases 1 to 2760 code for a protein of 919 amino acids. Lineage: Eukaryota; Fungi; Ascomycota; Pichiomycetes; Serinales; Debaryomycetaceae. The record is from RefSeq and is a predicted model, not a curated record. The transcript has a single exon. Gene Ontology annotation, cellular component: plasma membrane. Gene Ontology annotation, molecular function: calcium-activated cation channel activity.